CCCCGCCGGCCGCGCUCCGCGCUCCGCGCUCGGGUCGCCGGCUCGAUGGGGAAAGCGGCCGCUCUGUGCCGAGGCGGCGGCUGCUACGGCCGCUUCCGCCGGUUGUCGUCGCUGUCCACCGUUGUUCCCUGCCUGUCCUGCCACACGGCGGCACCGAGCAUGAGCGCUCCCACGCCCGACUCCAGACUGGAGCCUCAGCCCCAGCCUCAGCCCCAGCCUCAGCCCCAGACUCAACCUCAGCCCCAGCCUCAGCCUCAACCUCAGCACCAGGCCCAGCCUCAGCCCCAGCCCCAGCCUCAGCCUCAGCCUCAGCACCAGGCCCAGCCCAUGCCGGUGCCGCCAGAGUGGAAGACGGUGCCAGAACAGGUGCUGGGGCCGGCGUGGGAGCCAGUGCCAAGAUCGAAGCCCGAGCCCCAGAAGACGCCCGAGCCCCAAAAGACUCCCCAGCCCCAGAAGACACCUGAGCCCCGGAAGACUUCUUUGCCGAGACCAGGGCACAAACCGGAAUUGGAACUGCUGCCGAGGCUGGGGCCGGAGUCAAGGACCCGGAAAGAGUUUGGCCCAAGUGUAGGGGAAGGACACCCCACCAAGGCUUCCUCUGGACGGCCGAAGGCGCCCGUGGUGGGGAGCACGCCCUUUACCAGGCCCGUGUCCAAGCCCCCAGCUCUUCCGCGGCCAGAACAGCAGAGGGUGUCUUAUGGGGUCCCACUGGCAGGGACUGGCAGUACCUCCACCCCCCCGAGGCUGGACAGCUUCAAGGGCUGGCUCCUCAAGUGGGCCAGCUUCCUGAAGGGCUACCAGUGGCGCUGGUUUGUGCUCAGGAACGGCCUGCUGUCGUACUACAGAAACGAGGGUGAAAUGGCCCACACCUGCCGUGGCACCAUCGACCUGUCCACCGCGCACUUUGACAGGGAGGAUUAUUGCGGUAUCAUGCUGACCAGCGGGGCAAAGACCUACCACCUCAAGGCCGGCUCGGAGGUGGAGCGGCAGCAGUGGAUCAUCGCCCUGGAGCUGGCCAAGGCCCACGCUGUCCACAUGUUGCAGAACCAUUCAGAUGACUCUGGGGACGACGACGACGACGACGAGACUACCUCCCCAACGGACAAGAGCGAGCUCCAGAGCACCAUCAAGAACCUCUCCCUGAAGCUCGAUGACCUCAGCACGUGCAACGACCUCCUGGCCAAGCACGGCGCCGCGCUGACGCGCUCCCUGAACGAGCUGGACGGCCUGCGGAUCCCCUACGACAGCAGCGAGAAGCUCAAGGCCGUCAACGAGCGGGCCACCCUCUUCCGCAUCACGACCAAUGCUAUGAUCAACGCCUGCAGGGACUUCCUGGCCCUCGCGGAGGCUCACAGCCGGAAAUGGCAGCGGGCGCUGCAGUAUGAGCAGGAGCAGCGCAUCCACCUGGAGGAGACCAUCGAGCAGCUGGCCAAACAGCACAACAGCCUCGAGCGCGCCUUCCGCAACAGCCUGUCGGGCCGCGCCCCGGACCCCAGCAGGAGCUUCAGCCACGGGAGCGUCUUGUCCAAGGGAGAGGACAGCGAGGAAGAUGAGGAUACGGAGUAUUUUGACGCCAUGGAAGACUCCACCGCCUUCAUCACUGUGAUCUCCGAGGCCAAGGAGGACAGCAGGAAAACUGAGUGCGGCACCACAGGCCCUGCGGACUGGACCCCGGCGGACGAUGUCCUGGAUGGCGCCUCACUCACGCCCAAGGGCCCCCCCAGAGUGAAGAGGCGUGCCCGCAUCCCCGACAAGCCCAACUACAGCCUUAACCUCUGGAGCAUCAUGAAGAACUGCAUUGGCCGCGAGCUCUCCAAGAUCCCCAUGCCGGUCAACUUCAACGAGCCCCUGUCCAUGCUCCAGCGGCUGACGGAGGACCUGGAGUACCACUACCUGCUGGACAAGGCGGCGCUCUGCACCUGCUCGGUGGAGCAGAUGUGCCUGGUGGCCGCCUUCUCCGUGUCCUCCUACUCCACCACCGUGCACCGCAUCGCCAAGCCCUUCAACCCCAUGCUCGGGGAGACCUUCGAGCUGGACCGCCUGGAGGACAUGGGCCUGCGCUCGCUCUGCGAGCAGGUGAGCCACCACCCUCCCUCCGCGGCGCACCACGUGUUCUCCAAGAACGGCUGGAGCCUCUGGCAGGAGAUCACCAUCUCCAGCAAGUUCCGGGGGAAGUACCUGUCCAUCAUGCCGCUGGGGGCCAUCCACUUAGAGUUCCAGGCCAGUGGGAACCACUACGUGUGGAGGAAAAGCACCUCCACUGUGCACAACAUCAUCGUGGGCAAGCUCUGGAUCGACCAGUCGGGGGACAUUGAGAUCGUGAACUACAAGACCAAGGACCGGUGCCAGCUCAAGUUCCUGCCCUACAGCUACUUCUCCAAAGAGGUGGCCCGGAAGGUGACGGGCGUGGUGAGCGACGGCCAGGGCAAGGCCCACUACGUGCUGUCGGGCUCGUGGGACGAGCAGAUGGAGUACGCCAAGGUCACGCACAGCAGCCCCAGCAGCCCCCGCACGGACGGCAAGCACAAGACCGUGUACCAGACGCUGCCGGCCAAGCCGCUCUGGAGGAAGUACCCGCUGCCGGAGAACGCCGAGAACAUGUACUACUUCUCGGAGCUGGCCCUGACCCUCAACGAACACGAGGAGGGCGUGGCGCCCACGGACAGCCGGCUGCGGCCGGACCAGCGGCUGAUGGAGAAGGGGCAGUGGGACGAGGCCAACACGGAGAAGCAGCGGCUGGAGGAGAAGCAGCGCCUGUCCCGGCGCCGGCGGGCUGAGGCCUGCGCCCGGGGCUGCAGCAUGGAGGACGCAGAGAAGGAGACGGAGGCGCACACGCCGCUGUGGUUCGAGCGGAGGCUGGACCCGCUGACCGGGGAGACGGCCUGCAUGUACAAGGGCGGCUACUGGGAGGCCAAGGAGAAGCAGGACUGGCACAUGUGCCCCAACAUCUUCUGAGCGCCCCCUGCCGGCUCCUACCAUCAGGCCUGGCCCCCUCACUGAACACCCUCAAUGUAGUGCUUACGGCCCGGCCCCACCUCUUUCUUUCCUUUUUUUUUUUAAACAAAACAAUUUGGGGCGCCCACCUGGGGAGGAGGAAGUGCUGAUGCGGUUCUCCCGCCCCCUGGGACCGGCUCCCAGUCACACUCAGGCAGCUGCCGCCCCGGACCGGACCGCCACCAGCCCCCUGAGGCCCCGCCUUUUAGAAAAAACCUCCACUCUUUCCAGCCAAGACACUUAGUAGACAGCUGGCAAGAGCCCCUUCUUUCUAAGACAGGAAGCCAGGCAGACCCUAGUCUGGACACUCUGCAGCCCGGAGAGGAGGCCGGGAGGCCGCUGGGCCCCGGGAGCCUGCUGUCUCAGAGCCGUUCGCGGGGGCGGGCACUGCGGCCGGGUGGAUCGGAGCGCAUUGGCCUCGCCACGCGGGCCAGGCCCCGUCAGCAAUAAGAACCAACCCCCCAUCAGCCUGGGGGUGCCCCGUCACAGCACCCCUCCUCUUACUGGCCGGAUUUAUUUAUGUAAUGUAUAAAUCUAUAUAAAAUGGCUAUUUUGCUUACA
Molecule: messenger RNA, 3555 nt
Organism: Pipistrellus kuhlii (Kuhl's pipistrelle)
Lineage: Eukaryota; Metazoa; Chordata; Mammalia; Chiroptera; Vespertilionidae
Gene: OSBP2
Product: oxysterol binding protein 2
Exons: 14
Coding region: 46-2955 (969 amino acids)
Cellular component (GO): cytosol; intracellular membrane-bounded organelle; membrane
Molecular function (GO): cholesterol binding
Source: RefSeq, a predicted model, not a curated record